CAAAGCCCGGCAUAUAAAACCCCGUGAAGAAGAGCAGAAACGCGUCAAAGAAGAAGACGCGGCAGUAGUUCUUCAGCGACGAAAAUGGCUUUGAGGGCAGGUUUGAGAAGCAAGCGGGGUUUAACAGUUCUUCUGUCCCAGCUGUCCUCCUGCAGCAAUCAUGGCACUGCUCGUGUGGCUCCUGUCCUUGUUGCUCAGGGGAGGAACAGCUCCACCUCACAGCAGGUCAAAGUAGAUUUUGACCAGAGCACAGGCGUGGCAGUGAUGCGCAUGCAGAGUCCUCCGGUCAACAGCCUUAAUUUAGAGCUUCUCACCGAUAUCUGCAUCGCUCUGGAGAAGCUGGAGAUGGAUAAGAGCUGCAGAGGCCUCAUCAUCACCUCAAACCAGCCCAAGGUUUUCUCAGCCGGGCUGGACAUCUUGGAGAUGUAUGGGAAGAGUCCGGAGCACUGCGGGGAGUUCUGGAAAGCUGUACAAGAGAUGUGGCUGAAAUUCUAUGGCUCUAACCUGGUCACUAUAGCAGCAAUCAAUGGUUCCAGUCCUGCAGGAGGCUGUCUGAUGGCUAUGACGUGUGAUUAUAGAAUAAUGGCAGAUAACCCUCGUUACAGCAUCGGGCUCAAUGAGACACAGCUCGGCAUUGUAGCACCUUUUUGGUUUAAGGACACUUUGAUGAACACAGUGGGCCAUCGGACCACAGAGAUGGCCCUAGAGUUGGGGCUGCUCUACAGCCCUGCAGAGGCCCUGAAGAUAGGAAUGGUGGACCAGCUGGUGCCUGAAGACCAGGUCCUCACUACAGCCACAGAGGCCAUGACUAAGUGGUUGGCCAUCCCAGACCACGCCAGACAGAUCACAAAGUCCAUGAUAAGGAAGCCGACCAUCGACAAGCUGAUGUCCAACAGAGAGGACGAUGUCAAGAACUUUGUCAAGUUCAUCAGCAAAGACUCUAUUCAGAAGUCGCUGGGAGUGUAUCUGGAGAUGCUUAAAAAGAGAAAGGCUUAGAGGGAAACGCUAACACACGCACACAUUACAGGAGCUUUGUGGCACUAGUUUAACCAGAACACAGGAUGAUCUGACAUUAAGCAUUGAGCAAGCUCCACUUUCAGGAAACAAACACCUAGCAUUUACACCCUAAGAUUUAAAAAAAAUAAAAUAAAAUCAAAAAUAAAUCAGUGAAAAGUUACAAAAUAGCUGUACACUCGGGCAGCCUGCGGAGCUACGUCUGUCACACAGCAUUACCUACAGUAUGGUUACCUGAGCAAACAGCUAAUUGUUGCCACAGAAAGGUCUCCAUCACUAACGUGCCUGUCCCUGCACUCUAAAAAGCCAACGGUGGCAAAGCCUUUGUCGUCUCUGUGACAAAUUUAUGUAUCUUUUCAAAGUGUUCUGUUUUUGACUGUGAACGAUCUGCAUAAAUGAGUGGAUUAAACUGUGUGAUUUAAUGCGUCA
This is a messenger RNA of Archocentrus centrarchus (flier cichlid), 1443 nucleotides long. Its product is annotated as enoyl-CoA delta isomerase 1, mitochondrial-like. Gene Ontology annotation, biological process: fatty acid beta-oxidation. Bases 85 to 996 code for a protein of 303 amino acids. The record is from RefSeq and is a predicted model, not a curated record. Gene Ontology annotation, cellular component: mitochondrion. Lineage: Eukaryota; Metazoa; Chordata; Actinopteri; Cichliformes; Cichlidae. The transcript has 7 exons. Gene Ontology annotation, molecular function: delta(3)-delta(2)-enoyl-CoA isomerase activity.